AUGGCUGCAGCUGCUAUAGUGAAAAGACUGCAAGGCAAGGUUGCGGUAAUCACAGGAGGAUCCGCAGCACUUGGUGAAGCCACCGUUAGACUAGCAAGAUGUAAGCGUAGCUGUGGAUUUAGCCAUGGAAAAGCUGGAAAACUUGACAUUAUGUUUAAUAACGCAGGAAUCACUGUCAUCCAGAAGGGGAGCGUGGCAGAGUAUGAGAUGGAGCAAUUCGAGCGAGUGAUGAACAUAAAUGUAAAAGGAGUAAUGCACGGCAUUAAGCACGCAGACCGUGUUAUGAUCCCCAACAAAAAGGGCUGCAUUAUUUCUACAUUUAGUAUAGCAUGUGUAAUGGGAGGACUGGCUACUUACUCCAACACAGCAUCCAAACAUGCAGUCAUUGGGCUGACUAAAAAUGGUGCAGUCGAACUGGGGAAAUAUGGUAUCAGAGUGAAUUGUAUUUUUCCUGCUGCUGUUGUCACAGAUAUGGUGAUGAAGUACCGUGGAGAGGCUCCUUCAGCAGAGGUAAAGGCCAAGCUGGAGGCCUCGUUAAACAGCCGGGCCACAUUAAAGAAGGCAACUCUUGAAGCAGAGGAUAUUGCAGAGGCUGCUCUUUAUCUGGCCAGUGAGGGAUCCAAAUAUGAACUCUCUCACCAGAUGGAGCGUGCAGGCUGCAGAGGGCAAGCUACGGUUUCAUCAGUUGAUGACCCUGGAGAUGGCGACGCAGAUGGUGGGGGAAGGGAUAUCCCGUAUUCUGAUCAUGCCUCCUGCGUUUGGUUAUGCGGGCCCGUUUUUGCCUCUGGUUUGUGUGUGAUUGCGGAUCGUUGUGAUGGGAGCGGCUCCUUGGCAGUAGAGUUUUUGUUUGGGGACGCCCAUUCCCUCAUAUGCUGCUCUUCUUAG
Cryptomeria japonica (Japanese cedar) is the source of this 885-nucleotide messenger RNA. Its product is annotated as short-chain dehydrogenase reductase 2a-like. The transcript is spliced from 4 exons. The record is from RefSeq and is a predicted model, not a curated record. Lineage: Eukaryota; Viridiplantae; Streptophyta; Pinopsida; Cupressales; Cupressaceae. The coding region runs from base 1 to 885 and encodes 294 amino acids.